AUGGCUACUUUUGAACCCAAGUUCAACAAUGAAGUUCAGCAGAUGAUGUUCGUCGCCGGUGAGACGCAGGAUAUCGCCAACGAAACCGCCGCCCUUGUCGAGCAGAUUGUGCGAGAUCAAAUCAUCCAUCUGUUGACCAAGGCGAAAGAGCUCGCCACCCGGCGCGGUGAGAAGUUCAUCGCGGUAAAGGACAUCCUCUUUCAGGUUCGGCAUGAUACCGCCCGGAUGACUCGUCUUCAGAAUGUCAUCAGGUGGAAAAGACUUCGCAAGGAAGCGAAAAAGACAACAGAUGAAAAGGACAAGCCUGAGAACGAUGCCGAAGAUAGUCUCUCUGACACCGACAACGCUGCUGAAGACACUGCCAAGAAGACUGUUGAGCCCUCGGCUGCUCUCAUGCCGUGGGACGAGGAGUUCAUGUUCGGCAUUCGACCACCCGACGGAGACGCUGAUGCCGUCCAGAUCAGCGAACACACCCGCGAGAGACUUAUCUGGGCCGACGAGGUAACCAGCAAGAUGUCGAAGGAAGAGUACAACAAAUGGUGCUCCUACCGCAAGGCUUCAUUCCACCGUGCCAAAGAAGCCAAGUUCCGAGAGUGGGCCUGCAUCGGAGUCGUCGCGGAUCUCAGAAAGAAGGACGACGCGGUUGAGAUUCUGGGCUCUAUUGCCGUGGAAAUGGUUAAGCGCCUGACCGAUAUCGCCUUGUCCAUUCAAGCCCAGGAACUGACGACCAAGGGGGGCAACGACGAGGUGGCUGCAGCUAUACAGGCUAGAAGGCAGGGACUGUUCAUCAUGUCGAACCCGCAGCGACCGGCUAUUGAUGUUGGACACAUUCGAAAGGCGUUUGAGCAGACACAAAUGAAGCCGAAGCGACGUGGGUAUCAGCUGAACCGGGUUGUUGGGCCAAAGCCUUUGGAGCUGAUCUAG
Messenger RNA from Fusarium redolens, 924 nucleotides. RefSeq names its product transcription initiation factor IID, 18kD subunit-domain-containing protein. The transcript is spliced from 3 exons. Gene Ontology annotation, biological process: transcription by RNA polymerase II. The coding region runs from base 1 to 924 and encodes 307 amino acids. The record is from RefSeq and is a predicted model, not a curated record. Gene Ontology annotation, molecular function: protein heterodimerization activity. NCBI's taxonomy places the organism in Eukaryota, Fungi, Ascomycota, Sordariomycetes, Hypocreales, Nectriaceae.